Molecule: messenger RNA, 1092 nt
Organism: Aspergillus viridinutans
Lineage: Eukaryota; Fungi; Ascomycota; Eurotiomycetes; Eurotiales; Aspergillaceae
Exons: 5
Coding region: 1-1092 (363 amino acids)
Source: RefSeq, a predicted model, not a curated record
AUGUCUUCUCAGAGCAAGCCCAGCAUUCCCAAUAUAUUUGAGGAUUCCGAGAGGGUAAUCAAUGUGCUGAAUUGGGAAAGUCACAUCACCCAACACCCAGGUACUUACAAAAACUGCUUCGUCCGUCGUUUCACCCAUGUCAAAAAUCUGGAAUCCAGUGUUCUCCAUGAGUAUCUAAAUGUCAUCGUGGAGGAUGAGGCCACCGAUACAUGGACUCGUUUGAUCGUCGAACGUCAAACGGACCAGGACCAGGUUAUCGUUGGCCGAUGGUCAGCCACCAAAGGCUACCAUGAGAACUGGAAACCGGAAGACUGUUUCUACCGCUCGCACGCAGUUGCAAUUGGUUCCAGCGGCAGUUCCAGUGGCAAUUCCAGCGGUCCAGCUGGAGAUUUACCUCUCCCUUUAGCCACGCGUUCUUUUCAGAAGGGCAAAUUCGGGGUCAAAGAGCUUGCACGAUUGCUCAGAAAGACACAUGAACUUCACCCCCGUUACAGUCUCGCCUGGUACAACUGUUACUGGUACUCGUAUAAGGUCUUUGAGGGGGUGAGAGCCAUCAGCCAUUUAUCAUUUGACGACCAUUUCUGGGACUACUUUUCGUGGAGAGGAAAGCCGUGGCGUAUAAUAUUCGGAGUUACAAAGGCCGUCAAACUGGCUGCUAGGACAUUUAAGAUCUUACGUCGCCAUCAGCCUGUCCACGGGGGCCCACCUGACCCCCGCGAUCUUGAAUUUGACAUUACCGACAUUGCCUCAUCUGCCGAAGAUUAUGACAAGUCACUGAGGGAGAUCAUCGAUAUCCUAAAUAAGAACAUCCCAAAAGAAUCUAAUGCGGAUACGCCUGAGGCGAACGCUGCCAUUCAAGAGUUUGUCAAUGAGACAAAGGAGCAGAGUAACUGGGAAUCCUAUCGAGAUAUCGGCAAGCACAUUGCAUAUUCCACUGGCUGGAAGCCUAUGUCCGAUCUUCCCAUUAAACCCAUUCUCGAAAACCAGGAUGAACUUUUGGAGGCCCCAACUGAUGAAGAGUCUGUUGCACUUGACGAAUCUCUUUUCGUUUUCCUUGGCCAACUGCACGAAGCGAACCUUGACGCUGAGUGA